Molecule: messenger RNA, 1288 nt
Organism: Prunus avium (sweet cherry)
Lineage: Eukaryota; Viridiplantae; Streptophyta; Magnoliopsida; Rosales; Rosaceae
Source: RefSeq, a predicted model, not a curated record
GGAGAUGAAUGUUACAGAAAAUAGCCCUACCAAUGCUAUUGAUAUUAAUGAUGAGGAGUCAGUUGACAUUUCAAUGGGUAUUGAUGCAGCAAAUACUGAAAAUACAGAAGAGAAAGAGUUAAGCCCUACAAAGAAAAAAGUUAGAGCCAAUGUGGGUAAGCGUAGACUAAGAUCUCCUGCUUGGGAAUCAUUUGAUUUACUGCCCGUUGAUGAAGAUAACAAAAAACGUGCUAAAUGUAAACAUUGUGGGGUUGUAUAUGUGUGUGAUAGUAGGUAUGGGACAGGAAAUUUGUUGAAUCAUGCUAAAAAUUGUGUUAAGAAGCCUUAUGGUGAUGUGAAGCAAUUACUUAUGUCAUCUUCAGGAUUGCGUUCCCCGCAAUUUGAUUAUGUGAAAUUUCGUGACUUGUUAAUAGAGGCGAUCAUCAAGCAUAAUUUGCCUUUUAGUUUUGUUGAAUAUGAGGGAAUUAAGGCUUUGUUUGCAUAUGUCUCUCCUGAUAUUAAGCUGCCAUGUAGAAAUACUGUUAAGGCAUGUGUGUUGAGGAUGUUUAAAAGUGAAAGACAAAAGCUUCAUACUUUGUUAAGCUCAAUUCAGGGAAGAAUUUGUUUAACUUCAGAUUUAUGGACCUCUGUAUGUACUGAUGGGUAUCUUGCUCUUACUGCUCACUUUGUUGACCAAGAUUGGAGAUUGCACAAAAGAAUUAUAAAUUUUUGUCAUAUGCCUCCUCCACAUUCUGGUGUUGCAUUAUCUGAAAAAAUCAAUACAUUAAUAACUGAGUGGGGGAUUGAGAAGAAGUUGUUUUCUAUUACUUUAGAUAAUGCUUCUGCAAAUACUUCUUUAGGGAUAAUGGGUAGUAAGAGAGGAUUGAGACAAGAUGUCCCUACUAGAUGGAACUCAACUUAUACCAUGCUUGAGAGUGCACUUUUCUAUCAUCGUGCUUUUAUUAAUUUAGGAUUGAUUGAUUCCAAUUUUAGUAGUUGUCCUUCUCCUCAAGAGUGGAUUAAAGUAGAGAAGAUUUCCAAGUUUUUGGGGUACUUUUAUGAUGUUACAUGCUUAUUUUCUGGUACAAAGUACCCCACAUCAAAUUUAUUCUUCCCUAAGGUGUUCAUAAUACAACACCAAAUCAAGGCAGCCAUGGAAGAUAAUGAUGGUUUCAUGAACAAGAUGGGAACUAAUAUGAACAUGAAGUUUGAGAAGUAUUGGUCAGAGUACAGUUUAAUUCUUGCAAUUGCAAUUAUUUUGGAUCCUCGUUAUAAGUUGCAUUUUGUAGAGUGGGCUUAUUUGGUCUAA